CCGCGGGCGCGGAUCCUUUACAGUUUUACGGACCCGCCUUUCAGAUCCGGGAUCCGAGUCCCAAUUUGAACAGUAGAAGCCCGCCAGCGAAUGCUCUCAGCUCCCACGCUUCAGUUCAAUUCUUCCAUUUUUUUUCUGUUUGAUUCCACAAGAAUCGACUGAGAGAAACUGAGACAGAAUUCAAGCUUGAUAACGAGGGGAGGGAUGUCAUCAUCAUCAGUUCAUAGCGAUUCACAAUCCAAAAACCCUACCGGCUCGUACAGCCGCAAAGAGAAAUCGCUUGGUGUUCUGUGCUCCAAUUUCCUGAGGCUGUACGAUCGAGAUGAUGUGGAUUGCAUUGGAUUGGAUCAUGCGGCAGAUCAAUUAGGUGUUGAAAGACGUCGAAUUUACGAUAUUGUUAACAUACUAGAAAGUGUUGGGUUGUUGUCCAGAAGAGCUAAAAAUCAGUACACUUGGAAGGGAUUUGCUGCAAUUCCUCGGACUUUGGAUGCACUUAAGGAGGAGGGUUUGCGAGAGAAGCUCAGUGGCCAAAAUAUUGCUAAUGUUUCGAGGGAAAAUGAAUAUAGACAGCCUUCAAACUCGAGCACCAAGCAAGAUAACACACAUGAAUUGCUUAAAGGAGACAACAGGAAGGAAAAAUCUUUGGCUCUUCUCACACAGAACUUUAUAAAGCUUUUUCUUUGUUCUGAUGUUGAAUUCAUCUCUCUUGAAAAUGCAGCAUCAGCUUUGCUGGGUAAUAUGCAUGAUCCAACUGCCAUGAGAACAAAGGUUAGGCGCUUGUAUGACAUUGCAAAUGUAUUUGCAUCUAUGAACCUGAUUGAGAAGAUUCGUCACCCAGAAAGUGGAAAACCAGCAUUCAGAUGGAUAGGACAGGUAGGAAAUCCUGGGAAUGGAUAUGGUAGUGCAGCAGCUAAUGUGACUGAUUUGAAGAGGACAUUCGGGGCAGAUAUUACAAACACUGUCCCGAAGAGAUACAAGGCUGGUUCUUCAUCAGAUUGGAAGCCAAGUGAACAUGCAACCCAGUAUGCAAAGCAUGGUAACUUAAAAGAUGAAAAUAGCAAAGUCUCACCUGAUCGGCAUAAACAUGGUUCUAAGGAUUUUGAGUUUGGGCCUUUCAGUCCCUCUAGUGUACCAAGAGAAGUUCUUGGAAACAUAAAUGUUGGGCAGAUUCCCAACUGGGAAAACCUGGCUUCUACGUAUCGCCCUCGAUAUUGCAACAAGGCUUUAAGUGAUCUUUUUGGUCAUUAUGUUGAGGCAUGGAAUUCGUGGUAUGUUGCAGCUGAUGCUGAUGAGAAGCAGCAUGACCAACAUUUGCCCUGAUGCACCUUACAUCCUCUAUUCCUCUCCUCUCAUUUCUAUAUGUGCAGCAUAGAAAUCCAAUGUACUCUUUUUCUCCUCCAUGGCAAAUGGGAAUAAUUGGUCCUGUUUUGUUUCCAAAUGUAUUCCUUUUGUAUUGACACCCAUUAUCAGUUUUGCAUCAAUGAUAGAAUUAUCAAAGAUUGUUACUUGUUAUCUUU
Messenger RNA from Ipomoea nil (Japanese morning glory), 1517 nucleotides. Its product is annotated as E2F transcription factor-like E2FF. The coding region runs from base 205 to 1320 and encodes 371 amino acids. The record is from RefSeq and is a predicted model, not a curated record. Gene Ontology annotation, biological process: regulation of transcription by RNA polymerase II. Gene Ontology annotation, cellular component: RNA polymerase II transcription regulator complex. The transcript is spliced from 11 exons. Gene Ontology annotation, molecular function: RNA polymerase II cis-regulatory region sequence-specific DNA binding; DNA-binding transcription factor activity, RNA polymerase II-specific. NCBI's taxonomy places the organism in Eukaryota, Viridiplantae, Streptophyta, Magnoliopsida, Solanales, Convolvulaceae.